Messenger RNA from Oncorhynchus kisutch (coho salmon), 2980 nucleotides. RefSeq names its product secretion regulating guanine nucleotide exchange factor (gene sergef). Bases 84 to 1322 code for a protein of 412 amino acids. The transcript is spliced from 9 exons. NCBI's taxonomy places the organism in Eukaryota, Metazoa, Chordata, Actinopteri, Salmoniformes, Salmonidae. The record is from RefSeq and is a predicted model, not a curated record.
ACUGACGUAUGUAAACAAACUACUUUACUACUUUACAGCAUCUACGAUCUACUGUCGUAAAUUGCAUUUGGCGUCCCCAUGCUAUGGAUACAAGCUUGCUGACAGAAUUAUGUGUCUACACGUGGGGAACCAACAGCUAUUGGCAGUUAGGACAGGGCCAUGUUGAAGACCUGUCAGUGCCCAGGCUCGCUGAUGGAGCCCUACAGAUGGGGCCGGUGCGCCAACUCAGUGGAGGUGGUGGACAUUCGGCUGUGGUCUCUGAGAAAGGAGAGCUGCUGGUGUGUGGGCAGAACCACAGAGGUCAGCUGGGACUGGGUCACAGUUUAGAGGUCACCACCUUUCAACUCUGUCCUCUCAUUGGUCAGAGGGUUGCACACGUGUCCUGUGGUUGGGAUUUCACACUCAUCCUCACUGAUCAUGGCCAGGUACUGACGUGUGGAUCUAAUGCAUACGGCCAGUUGGGGGUCUCAGAGCCAAUCACUCAUUCUGUGGUGCUGCUGCCCAUUCAGUCUGUAAGGGAGCCAGUGAUCAGAGUGGCAGCAGGACUCAGACAUUCACUAACUGUCACUGCUACAGGUAGUGUUUACCAGUGGGGUAUGGGUCUCUCUGGCCAAGCUAAGAGAGCUCUGAGUCCACAGCCUGUCCCAGAACACUUCACCUCCAAGGUACCUUGUCUGGUCCCAGGACUGGAACAGGUGAUUUCACACAGUGUUGCUGCAGGCUCCGCCCACUGUGUGAGCCUUACUGCUGAGGGAGAUGUGUUCCUGUGGGGCAGUAAUAAGCACGGCCAGCUGACCAGUAGCAGUACAGACUCCUUCCUACCCAGACCUGUCCUCCUAGACCGCUCACCACUGGGUGGAGAGAAGGUUACCCACGUUCACUGUGGCUGGACACACCUGGUGGCCCAAACAGAGAGCGGCCGUGUCUUCACUUGGGGCAGAGGCAAUUAUGGACAGCUGGGGAGGACAGAACUGACCAAUCAAAGUGCAGAUCAGCAGUCAAGUAGUGCAUUGAGAGGAGCUGCCAGCCAAUGGACAUGUGUCCCUGCAGAAGUCAAGAUCCUCUGUGGAGCCUCACAGAUUGCCUGUGGAUCUGAACAUAACCUUGCCAUCGUAGGGGGUCGCCUGCUCUCUUGGGGGUGGAACGAACAUGGGAUGUGUGGGGACGGUUCCGAGACAGAUGUCAGCGAACCACAGCCCAUUCCUGCCCUCCGGCCUUUUGUGAUUGGCUGUGGCGCUGGCCACUCUAUGGCACUGUGUGCUGUGAGGACAGGUGAAGAGGAGUCUACAGAGGACAUGGAGACAGAACAAGCUACACUAUAGUUUGAAACUAGCAUGUUUGAGCUAACUUAUCAGGACUGUACCUGGGUAAGAUCGCGGACCACUAGUGCCGCUGAUUUGAAGCCAAUGUCUAUUGUUUUAUCUCUACGGCAGAGGACACCCGGCUCACUGUGGGGCGUGAGAGUAACAUGAUAGGGUAUGAAUCAUGAUCACCCAGUCUAUGGGGAAUAAGCCUCAGGGGAAAUCUGGGAGGAGGACAUUCUGAAGGUUGUAAAGUAUGUGGGUGUGUCUGUCUGAGCAAAAUAUCCAAACCCCGUUAUGAUUGCUUUGUUGUUGGCCAAAGUAAGGCACGUGUAAGUUCAGUAUGACCGGUACAUUCUAACUGCCUUCGUAAUGUAUUUUUAUUCCCAUCUAUAUGACACAUUGCCCUUUUUUGAUCCAAGAGGCCGUACUCACAAAGCCUGUCAGAGUAGGAGGGGCUGAUCUAGGAUCAAUUCUAAUCAAUACAGAAUGUAUUGUACAGUUCAAAGUUUCGACUGGUCCUUUCCCAGUUUGUCUUCCUGAUUGAUUCAUAGGAUACAUAGAUCCAUGCCUAGGGCCCUAUAUAUAUAUAUCCCCUCUUGGCCCUUCCCUCUCCUCUUGUCAUGCCAGUGUAAAUUCUCAUUGAUUAACAUGGCUAUUGAUGGCCUGAAGUAUAUGCUAGGCCAGUGCUGUAGUGCCAUCUCUCCAAGUCUGUCACUGGCCCCCUUUUCUAUUGCAGUGAUCUUGACUGACAGAAAGCACUCAAAUCUCCUGGACUCCCUCACUCACCUCUGUGUCCCAAAUGGUGCCCCUAAUUCCCUUUUGUAGGGCACAUGUCUCAUAGGGCUCUGGUCAAAAGGAGUGUACUUUUUAAGGAAUAGGGUUCUAUAGGGUUCUGGUCAAAAUUAGUGCACUAUAUAGGGAAUAGGGUUCUGUAGGGUUCUGGUCUAAAGUAGUGCACUAUAUAGAGGGAAUUAGGGUUCUAUAGGGUUCUGGUCUAUAGUAGUGCACUAUAUAGGGAAUAGGAUUCUAUAGGGCCCUGGUCUAAAGUAGUGCACUAUAUAGGAAAUAGGGUUCUAUAGGGCUCUGGUCUAAAGUAGUGCACUAUAUAGGGAGUAGGGUGCCAUUUGGGAGACAUAUUCAGGCUAUACUGUUAUACAGUGCAAUAUUGAUAUUGUAUCCGCUGGCCCCGUAGAAUGCUAUAUGUGUACCAGUCCCAUUUAAAGGUUAUAGGGGUCAUAUUUGUCAUAAUUACUGAUGUUUGAAGGCCAUGUAUAAGAGGUGAUAUAAGGAUGACCGUUAAAUGUCUUCACUGUAUGUUAUGGGGUUAUGUUUACAUUGACAUACUGCAGGUGUUCUGUCAAAUCCUGUCUUGUUUAAAUGUUUCCAAUUUGAAUGGCCCUUGACACCUCUGAUGGUGUCUGUCUGUCUGUCUGUGUGCAUUCUGAUAAGCGAUCGUACAGUUUGCAGAAUAUAUUACAAUAUCGUCGUGUAUGUUUAUCUAUGCAAAGAAAUAUAUGAUAUGGGAUUGGGCGGCAGCCUGAAAACAUUGAUCUCACUGAAAUAUGAAAUUGUGAUGAAAAAAUGACUGUAAAAAGGCGACAUAAAAUGAAGAUAGUAAUUCAUUGGUCUAUCUUUGACUUUCUUCAAAAAAUAAAUCAACACUCAUUGAAAAAUAA